GCGCGACGCCGGAAGUGUUGUGGGCGGGCGCCAUGGCGGAGUCGGAGGCGAAGGGCGUCUCCGGGGCUCCGCUGCCGGAUCUGCGUCGGGAGGGGAACGCGCUCUUCCAGGCGGGGCGCUACGAGGAGGCCCUGGCCGCCUACUCCCGCGCCCUCCUCCGGGCCCCGAAGGGCGGCGAAGAGCGCGCCCUCCUCCUCCGCAACCGCGCCGCCUGCCACCUGAAGCUGGAGGACUACGUCCGGGCAGAAGAGGACGCCUCCGAAGCCCUCAGGGCCGACGGGCGCGACCUCAAGAGCCUCUUCCGCCGCAGCCAGGCCCUCCAGAAGCUGGGCCGCCUCGACCAGGCUGCCUCCGACCUCCAGCGCUGCCUGGCCCUGGAGCCCAGGAACAAGGCCUUCCAGGAGGCUCUGCGCAGCCUUGGCAGCAGUGUCCAGGAGAAGAUGAGGACCAUGUCUUGCACCGACGCCAAAGUGGAAGAGAUGUUCAAGCUGUUGCUUGACAGCGAAGAGAAAGAUCUGGACAAGAAGCAAAAGGCAGCUCAGAAUCUGAUUGUUUUGGCUCGCGAGGAGCCUGGGGCUGAGAAGAUUUUCCAGAGCGAUGGCGUGCGCCUGUUGCUGCAACUCUUGGACACGGGCCGGAUGGACAUGGUGCUGGCGGCCCUCCGGACCCUCACUGGCCUUUGCCACGGGCAUCGUUCCCGGACUGUGGCCAUCCUGUCUGAGCUGGGGCCUCAGCGCCUCUUUGCCGUCCUGGAGAUGGAGGCUGAGCAGGUCUCGCUGGCUGCCUACAACCUGCUGCAGGUCGUGUUUGAUGCAUUGAAGGAGGGGCUGCAGAAGGAGCGUCUUGGCAAGAAGGACAACGCCUUGGUGCCAGAUACAAGCAAAGAAGUGAAAUUGCUGCUCCAGCAACUUCUGGAGGCACUGACCCGGGAUAGUAUCUCUGCCUAUGGCCGGGACAGCAUCCUCAACCUGCUGAUCAACAAGGUACCCCGGAAAUCACUGCAGGACCCCAACAACUGCCUGACCCUCUGGGUCAUUGACCAGGGACUCAAAGAAAUCCUGGAGGUUGGGGGCACGGUCAGUCACAGUCCUGGGAGCCUGCCUGUGACAGAGAACACCCACAUGAGUGCCGCUGUCCUUCUGAGCAAGCUCUAUGGAGAUCUGAAGUGUGAUGGGGAGCGGGAGAACUUCCAUCGGCUCUGCGAGGAUUAUGUCAGAGGCUGGUUCCAAGACCCUGGGGUGCCAGGGAAGCUCCGGGCCAUCCAGACUGUGUCCUGCCUCCUGCAAGGCCCGGCUGAGGCUGGGAAUCGGGUGCUGGAGCUGAGUGGCAUUAUGGAGGGCAUCCUGGCCUUGUGUGCUUCCUCACAAGAGGCCGACCAGUUAGUGGCUGUGGAGGCCCUGAUCUAUGCAGCAGACAAGGCCAAGCGCGCCACCUUCAUUACUGCCAAUGGGGUUACGCUCCUGAAGGAAAUCUACAAGCACAGCCAACGUGACAGCAUCCGGAUUCGCGCCUUGGUGGGCCUCUGCAAGCUGGGAUCGGCGGGAGGCUCGGACUUCAGCAUGAAGCAGUUUGCUGAGGGCUCAACCCUGAAGCUGGCCCACCAGUGCCGCAAGUGGCUGUGCAAUGAGACCAUGGAUGUUGGCACACGGCACUGGGCAGCAGAAGGUCUGGCCUUCCUCAGCUUGGAUGCUGACGUCAAGGAAGAGCUUCUGGAGGACAAGGCAGCACUGCAGGCUCUCUUCCAGCUGACCAGGUCAGAAAACCAGAGCUCCCUGUUUGCUGUGGCCUCCACACUGGUGAACUGUACCAACAGCUACGACCAUGAGGAGCCGGACCCCCAAAUGGUGGAGCUGGCAAAGUAUGCUAAGCAGCACAUCCCUGAGAAGCACCCAAAGGACAAGCCAGAGUUUGUGCGCCGGCGUGUGAAAAAGCUGCUGAGUGCUGGCGUGGUGUCAGCACUCACUUGCAUGGUGAAGAAGGAGAGCCCAGCCUUGAGCCCAGCCUGCCGGGAGCUGAUCUCCAGGGUUUUCCUGGCUGUUGUGGAAGAUCCAGAGGAUAGAGGUGCCAUAGUAGCGGCUGGAGGGGGCAAGGCUCUUAUCCCCUUGGCCCUGGAGGGCACCGAAGCUGGGCAGACCAAGGCGGCCCAGGCUUUGGCCAAGAUCACCAUCACCACUGCCCCAGAUAUGGCCUUCCCAGGCGAACGGGUGUAUGAGGUGGUCAGGCCCCUGGUGAGCCUCUUGCACCUGAACCGCACUGGCCUGCAGAAUUUUGAAGGUCUGAUGGCACUCACCAACCUGGCUGGGACCAGUGAACGGCUCAGGCAGAAGAUUGCAAAGGAGAAGGCCAUGCCCAUGAUUGAGGGCUUCAUGUUUGAGGAGCAUGAGAUGAUACGCCUGGCAGCUACUGAGUGCAUGUGCAACUUGGCCCUGAGCCCAGAGGUGGCUGAACUGUUCCUGGCUGAAGGCAGCGACCGGCUUAAGCUGCUGGUUCUCUACAGUGGAGAGGAGGAGGAUCGGCUCCGGCAGGCUGCUUCGGGGACACUGGCUGUCUUAACGUCGCUGCUACCCCAGAUCUGCACCCGCAUUCCUCUAGUGACAAAAGCUUGGCUGGAGAUCCUGCAGGCCCUCCUGCUCAGCCCCAACACCUCCCUCCAGCAUCGUGGCGUAGUGGUAGUGAGGAACAUGGUGGCAGCUGACAAGGAGCUGGCGGCAAAGCUGAUGGAGACGGAGACGCUGGAGAUCCUGUCUGUCCUCGCUGGUGUGAAGGAGAAGCCCCAGGUGGCUGAGGUGGCCAAGGAGUGCCUGGCACAGGCUGUGGGCUAUGGCUUGAUCAAGCCAGGAGUGGAUACUGGGGAAUGAGAGCCUGCCUGCUUCCAGUCUUGCUUGGGCAUGUGGUGGCAGUGCUGCUGCUCUUGGGCGGCACUGGGACGGGGGGGAGGUCAUUGGGGCUUUUUGCACACUUGGCAGCUGGGAACAUGGGUGGGCCGGUAGGGGACCACCCCCAGCAUUGUAUUCUGCCAGGGACCACUGUUUUCUGUUCACACGAGGCUUGUGUGGUGGGUGCUGCGUGCGGCAGCCCCAGGGCGGCACUCUUUGGGCGCACCGAGGCGGGGAAGGGUCUGGGAGGGCCCCUGUGCCGCUGGCACGGCCCUUUGCUGCUGCUGCGGCAGCGCAUGGCAGCCUUCUCCCCCUUCAUGCCCGCACUCUGUGGCCUUUCUGCCCCCUUUCUGCCUCAUUUCCUGCUCCUUGCAUUCCAUGGUAAAAACCCUGCUGUUCUGGCGGAUCAGGCCUCCAGGAUGGUGCUGGUUUACAUAGGAAUAAAUAGUCUGAGUGCGAAAGGUGUCUAGGGAAGAAUAAUCAUCCUCAUAAUCAUAAGGGUGUUUGGAAAAGGGAUGUAGCUCAUGGUUUUCCUGUGACGCUGGGAGGGAGGCGGGGGCUGCAGAAACCAAGUGCAAAACUGUUCCGGAGUCGAGUGCUGUCUUCUUUGCCCAGAAGACAGACAAGGGCGCUUGGCGUUGGGCGAAGGCGCUCCAGAUGCAAAGCACACUCUCUCUCACAGGCGAAGGCACUACGCAACGCAAAGGACAUUUAGGCCUUGGUCAGCUUUGUGUGGAACUCGGGGCCCCGGUCCCCCAAAACGCUGUCCUUGGGCACAAAUAAAGAGGCGCUCUCCUUUC
Molecule: messenger RNA, 3676 nt
Organism: Sceloporus undulatus (fence lizard)
Lineage: Eukaryota; Metazoa; Chordata; Lepidosauria; Squamata; Phrynosomatidae
Gene: UNC45A
Product: unc-45 myosin chaperone A
Exons: 19
Coding region: 33-2858 (941 amino acids)
Molecular function (GO): Hsp90 protein binding
Source: RefSeq, a predicted model, not a curated record